Bombus pyrosoma is the source of this 973-nucleotide messenger RNA. RefSeq lists its product as uncharacterized. Lineage: Eukaryota; Metazoa; Arthropoda; Insecta; Hymenoptera; Apidae. The record is from RefSeq and is a predicted model, not a curated record. The transcript has 5 exons. The coding region runs from base 374 to 877 and encodes 167 amino acids.
GCGAGAUUUGAGAAUCUGUCGGGGUCUCGAUUAAAUUAAAAUUUCUCCCUUUAUAUUCGGUAUCUGUGCUUUAUUGCUGAUUCAGGAUAGUCAUUGAAUCUUUUGUUAUACGAACGAGCCUGGAAUUCGAUAUCGAAUUACGUAUGUAGCGCAGGCAAACGAGAUUGUUUCCCUGCGAUUGUAAACGUUCUUAAACGUAAGCUGUACGCUAUAUAAUGGAAACGCUAUAUAAGGUCGAUCGACCUUUCUGUCUUUGAUUCGUGGACAAUUCAUGGACAAAUACCAGCGCGAUUGGCACAGCUGCUGACACAAUGUAUUUUAUGAAUCGCAGGGACAAAGUUAGUCGGUAUAUCGACGUGUUGCGCGAUCGAUCAUGUCGCGUGAAAUCAUUACUGACACGAUGGACAAACAGGCGUUGAUACUUUCCUUUUUUCUCUUUGUCUUUGCUUCGGCCACCUCUGCCAGCGAUACGCGUACAACGGAGCUCAGUUGCAGCGGUCGUGCCUAUUACAACGUGACUCUGACCGCUUAUUAUCCCGUUUUUGAUAGUGACAACGAGUUUGACUAUUUGGAUGCUAGAACGAAGAAACUGAGGAAUCUACAGGAUUAUCUGGAUGGUCGUGCAGAAUUUGUGACAGUCUCCAUGGACCUGGAUUCUGGGAUACCGUAUGGCACAAAAUUGUGCAUUCCCGAAUUAAACGAAAAAUUCUUGCGGCCAAUUCCGCUUCAGGCUAGAGACAAAAGCCGUUACAACGACGUUAGCACGAAUUCGCCCGAUUUCUCUCACGUGGACAUUUGCGUUAGAACAGAGCAAGAUACAUACGAUAAUUCAGUGAAUGGUAUCGUAACGCUUUACGUGAAAUUGGUAGAAAAAUGAUUUCAUGAACGAUAGAACUGCGAUGCGAACAACGUUUACUUCUCUUCGAAAACAUGUACGAUACAGCGUCUAAAAUAAAUCGAUUAUGCAACGAUG